Messenger RNA from Eriocheir sinensis (Chinese mitten crab), 2140 nucleotides. RefSeq names its product dual specificity protein phosphatase MPK-4-like (gene MKP-4). Bases 296 to 1450 code for a protein of 384 amino acids. Gene Ontology annotation, biological process: protein dephosphorylation. The transcript is spliced from 8 exons. Gene Ontology annotation, molecular function: protein tyrosine/serine/threonine phosphatase activity. Lineage: Eukaryota; Metazoa; Arthropoda; Malacostraca; Decapoda; Varunidae. Gene Ontology annotation, cellular component: nucleus. The record is from RefSeq and is a predicted model, not a curated record.
UCAGCCGUUGUUGUGUCUGGUCUGGGUCUGGCGGCGGGCGGGUGUUCGCGUCCUCCGCCUUCCCCUCAGCCUCCACCCUCCAGCAGCAGCAUCCCCGCCAAGACCAAGACCAGCCGUGCGGGGCCGUCAGGGAGGCUAAAUCAAAAAGGGACAGGCAGUGCCGUUACAAAGGCAAGACUCCCGACCGACAACUCAACUCAACUCACCGCCCCUCCCAGCCUGGCCCGGUGAUGGGGUGCUGCUAGGCGGCCGCCACACCCUGCCGGACACCCUGCUGCAGGAGGCCGGGGCGGCGAUGCUCUCCGCGACGUCCAACCUGAGCUACAAACUUUGUUGUCCUACUAUUAAGAAGAUGGACGAUGAUCUCUUGCCAGAUGUUGUCGGUUUGGAUUUGAUAGAAGAUGGCCUCUACCUGGGGAACCUGACGGCAGCUGUCGACUUCCCGACACUGAGAAGCUACCGAGUGUCUCACAUCCUGACGGUGGACAACCAACCACUGCCCGCCAGCAUCACAUCCCUUCAAGGCAUGCACUUCAUGUACAUCAAUGUUGAUGACAUGUCCCAUGAAGACCUACUUAGUCACUUUGAGGAUGCUGUCAGUUUCAUAAAAGAUGGACAGGAGAAAGGAAAUGUUCUAGUGCAUUGCUAUUUUGGAGUUUCCAGAAGUGCUACACUUGUAACUUGCUUCCUCAUGAAAAAGUACAAACUCUCUCUGGAUGAAGCUCUGCAAAGAGUCAAAAGCAGAAGGUAUUGCAUAGGACCUAAUCCAGGAUUUCUUGAGCAGCUAGCACUGUACCAAACAAUGGGCUGGGACUUGAUCGAGGAUAAUAAACAGUAUCGGCUUUAUAAACUCCAAGUUGCUGCCAGAUCUGUGAAAAAAGGUGCUUCCCUUGGCUCCGACAACAGACUCCAGGAUAUCACACAUCCAGACCCUAACACUGCCUCGGAUUGUGGUCCUGUGGCUUACAAAUGCAGAAGUUGCAGGUUAUCUGUGAUCUGCCUUAAGUCUAUUAUUCCUCACUGCCCAAGUAAAACACCCAUGUGGACUGAUGCCAAGUGGACAGAGAAAGAGGCAGAGCUCACGCUCUGUGAUAAGGGAAUAUUCACCUUCCCAAUCAGCUGGAUGGGUGAUACUACCCAGACUUUACAGGGGAAACUCCUUUGUCCAAAAUGUCAGGCCAAGCUUGGAUCAUUUAGCUGGUGUAAAGGUUUGUUAAUGGUGUUAUGUAAUUUGCUUCAUAGAUUUUUGGUUUCCACAUGGACUAAAGUUUUGCAUUUACAUAUUUUGCAAGAUUUAAGCUUUUUCUGCAAGAUGGCAUAUGCAUAUGAAUUUUCAUUGCAUGCAUUGUUCAUCUUUGCAUUAUGCCUCCACAAGGCAAGAAUGCUUUUGCAUAAAAGUCCUUUAAGCCAUUUUUCACUAGUCCAAAAUCCCAAUAGUCAAGAGUUUUAAAGGUAUGAUAUUACCAUACAAAAGUUGUCUAAAUUUUUUUAUGGCAUAAAAUAAUCCAUUUUCAUCUCAGUGACCAGCACUCUGUUGCUGUUAAUGUGUGAUUGACUUGCCAUUCUCACGGGAAGAGUUGAGGCAAGCAGAAUUUCCUGGAAGCAUCAGAGAUAGGACGCAGCAGCUUUUUAUUUUGUGUGUGUGUGCAUGUGCGUGCAUUUGUGAGGCACCAUUGGGGUGUAGUGUUGCCAUCAACAACCAGGCUAGCAGGGGACUCACUGAUGAAGGUUUAGGCAAGUAGUGUCAUGAUCAGGUGAACCCAGCAGGCUUUGAGUUGAUGAGAUUAACCUAAUUUUUAGAUGGGGUUCAUGAGCUUAACUUAAUUUUCAUAUGAUGGGUCUUGCACUUAUUGUGCUGCUAAGAUUUCCUUCCUUACUUGGGCUCUCACUGAUUCCUUAUUAUUUUCAGGUUGCCAGUGUUCGUGUGCAGCAAAGAUUGCUCCAGCAUUUUAUUUCAUUCCAUCAAAGCUUGACAGGUGUAUGCUUUAAUAACGUUUAUAAUGUUUCAAGGAAACUUUCUUUUGUUCCUUUAUGUUUGCUUCUCUGCUUUUCCACAGGUAAAUGUUAAGACCACUUAUUGUUUUUAUUGCAAAUAUGGAGGUGAAAUAUUAUGUUUGGUAAAUACACAACUUUACUAGGA